This is a messenger RNA of Carcharodon carcharias (great white shark), 1071 nucleotides long. Its product is annotated as protein KASH5-like. The coding region runs from base 79 to 1071 and encodes 330 amino acids. Gene Ontology annotation, molecular function: dynein complex binding. Gene Ontology annotation, biological process: chromosome localization to nuclear envelope involved in homologous chromosome segregation; telomere localization; actin filament organization. The record is from RefSeq and is a predicted model, not a curated record. NCBI's taxonomy places the organism in Eukaryota, Metazoa, Chordata, Chondrichthyes, Lamniformes, Lamnidae. The transcript has 12 exons. Gene Ontology annotation, cellular component: lateral element; chromosome, telomeric region; meiotic spindle pole.
AAAAAAGUAACAUUAACAAGGAGAACAGAACUGGUGUGUGAAAUUAUUGCAAAAGACUCUAUUGAGAAAUCAACUGACAUGAAUAUCUGCUCAGAGGAAGAUGUUCUAAAUUGCACAUUUGAAUCCUGUGAUAUCGAAGGGAAAGGGGAAGUAUACGUAUCCAGAAUCAUCAGAUAUCUGGAAGAUGUAACAGGUCAAAGCUGUGAGAAGGGGCAGCUAAAACUACUGCACAAAAUGCUAAAUCCUGAAGAAAGGGACAUUGCUGUGAAUUUAGGAACCUUCCACAACAUUAUGAAGCAGUGGAUUGCUGAAUGCAGACAGGAAGGAUUCUCCAGUGGAAAGAAUGAAGAGGCUACGUGCUUUGAAAACAUUUGCAUUUUACCGACAGAUAAGAAAUCUGAUACAACUUCAGGGCAACUGGAAGGGUAUGGAGGUGACGUAAACAGAGGAAACCUAGAGACUACUGAGCUAAUCAAUGACAUCGAGUGUCUGGAGUACACGAACAGGAAGCUGGUGGAUCAAAAUGCAAAACUACAAAGAUCAGUAGAAGGAUUUGAGGAAGCAAAUGUACGUCUGACUGAGGAAAUCUUUGAUCUGAAAAAUAAACUCAAAAGCUCUCAACAAGUGUUACUUCAUGUCAAGUUACUAGAGAAUGAACUAGAGGAUUUGAAAUCCAUUGUGAAGAACCUGGAGGACAGAAAUUCUAAGCUGCAGAGCCAUAACAGACAACUGGAAAAGGAACAACAGAAUCUAAGCACAAGGAUUUGUCAGCUUCAGGAAGAGAAUGGGAAAUUAACAACCGAGAAAGACUAUGCACACUGGAGAACUGAGGAGCUAGCAUCAGAGAAGGUUGAGCUGAAGAACCAGAUGCACGAAGCCAAGAGACUUAUUUCCGUUAAAGAUGUCUUGCUAACUGAGAGAAUAAACCAGUCAGAGGAAUUGAAAUCAACUGUAGAUGAAUACAAUAACAUCAUUAAGAUAACAUCUGACCCGUUGAGAAUUUAUAGAAUUUUCUGUUUGUAUUCCAGCAACAGUCACUGGGUAGUGAUCAGAAACGAGAACCCUGGCUAA